AUGGCGAAGAAGGCCGCGGUUAUCGCCACGCUGCUGGCCCUGAACCUGCUCCUCUUCACCUUCGCCGACGCCUGCGGCUGCCACUGCGGAUCCUGCCCUAGCCCCGGCGGAGGGGGCGGCGGUGGGGGUGGCGGUGGAGGUGGGAGCGGUGGCGGUGGUGGUGGGAGCGGUGGCAGUGGAGGGAGCGGUGGAGGCGGUUCUGGAGGAGGCGGCAGCAGCGGAGGCGGAUCUGGAGGAGGCGGCAGCGGCGGAGGCGGAUCAGGAGGAGGUGGCAGCAGCGGCGGCGGGUCCGGCGGUGGCGGAUCGGGAGGAGGCGGAUCAGGCGGGCGCGCGCGGUGCCCCAUCGACGCGCUGAAGCUGGGCGUGUGCGCCAACGUGCUCAACGGGCUGAUCAACCUGCAGCUGGGGACGCCGCCGAAGCAGCCGUGCUGCUCGCUGAUCCAGGGCCUCGCCGACCUGGAGGCGGCGGUGUGCCUCUGCACGGCGCUCAAGGCCAACAUCCUGGGCAUCAACCUCAACGUGCCCAUCGACCUCAGCCUCCUCGUCAACUACUGCGGCAAGAACGUCCCCUCCGGCUUCCAGUGCCCCCGCUAG
Triticum turgidum subsp. durum (durum wheat) is the source of this 594-nucleotide messenger RNA. The record is from the annotation of a GenBank genome assembly. NCBI's taxonomy places the organism in Eukaryota, Viridiplantae, Streptophyta, Magnoliopsida, Poales, Poaceae.